UACCUGUCAGCGAGUUCACACGCAUCUCUUGACUUUAACCUUUUUUUUUGAAAAAAAUACACACGAUUAAAUCUCUGGUUUUCGAGAUUUGGAAAGCGAUCAGCAUUCAUCCGAACAGCCCUCACUGAUGGCAGCGACCAAUCUCCGGCUGAUUGUGGCGGCUCUGCUAGUCAUGGCAGCUGCGGCGGCGGACACUUACACCAACCAUACAGUAGGCGGCGACGCCGGCUGGUUCUUCGACUCCGCCACCAAUAAGACUUCCGCUGACUAUAGUGCUUGGGCUGCUAAAUCGACAUUCAAUCUCGGAGACUAUCUCAUUUUCAACACAAACACAAACCAAACUGUGAUCCAAACAUACAACAAGACGACGUACAGUAGCUGCAUCAUCGAUGAUGCUUUAGACAGCGAUACGUUUCAGUAUGAUGGUGGCAGAAACGAGUUUGGAAGCGCCAUGACCAUAAGCGUGGCACUGACCAUCGAGGGGACUCAAUACUACUUCUCGGAUGCUAAUGAUGGGGAGCAAUGCCAACAUGGGAUGGCCUUCGAGAUCAAGGUAGAACACGGGCUGGGGCUCCCACCGAGCCUCAACCAACCCCCUCCUCCGGUCUAUGUUCCGCCACCCGGCCCAGCAAACAACGAGGAGCAGUCCCCACCUGCUGGGUUUGCAAACACCACUCCUUCCUCCAAUCAUGCCAUCAUAACUGGUGCUAGCUUCUCUGUUACUGUGCUUCUUGGUUUGAUCUCCUUGCUGGGAUGCUGAUGGUAUAGAGAUUCAAGAUUAUUUUCUUAUUUUAGAUUCUCUUAAUGAAUCUUGUUUUUGUUUUUUUGAAUACACACAGCAUAAAAGAGGAAGGCCAUCAACUUUGGGUUUUCCUAUAUUUUUUCCCAUUGCUCUUAUAUUUUCUUUUCCUUGAACUGAAAACAUGUAACUCUUCGAAAAUUAAUUUUGUUACAAAGUUGAAAACAGAAAUGCAAACCCCAACUUCAUCUUCUGGUAUUUAUUUUUAUUAUUAUAUGAAGUUUGACAUUACAUUUAUUGCUUUUUCUUUAAUUGGUGAAUGUAUUUCUCGUCUAGUUUGAAGUAUCUUAGCUUAGCUUAUGAAUUUCCAUGGAUCAAGACUUUCAGAAGACAGAGGAACUGUGUUAUGAAUGAUAGUAUGUAUGAUUAUAUCUAUUAGAGUUCUCUUGUGGAGGGCCUUCAGUGAAAGAAAAUCUUGUAAUCAUCCAGUUGAUAACAAUUGUUAUGCUUUGAUUCAUAAUAUCAUGAAUUGAACAAGGAAGAGCAGUUGAGUGGCCUUGAAGAAGAGAAGAGAAGAGAAUGUUAGAAGAAAGACAUAUACUGAAAGAAGAAGGGGCGCUCGAGAGCAAGGCGGGUGCAGUUGAUGAGACGGCUCUGGGCGCUGGAGCUGAGUAUAUGGGGAGUGGCUUCGGAGCUGUUGGCACCGAGCAGUCUGCACAAACCUGGGAAAUUUCAUGGGGAAGACCCUUUUUACCAUUUUUGGCAGUGGAUUCCUGAAAUGAGCAUAUCUACAUCAGAGUAUCUUAUUAUUUAUUCUAUUAUUAAGUUAGCAUAUCUUUCCCA
Molecule: messenger RNA, 1582 nt
Organism: Salvia hispanica
Lineage: Eukaryota; Viridiplantae; Streptophyta; Magnoliopsida; Lamiales; Lamiaceae
Product: early nodulin-like protein 18
Cellular component (GO): plasma membrane
Molecular function (GO): electron transfer activity
Source: RefSeq, a predicted model, not a curated record